Adineta ricciae is the source of this 561-nucleotide messenger RNA. The record is from the annotation of a GenBank genome assembly. Lineage: Eukaryota; Metazoa; Rotifera; Eurotatoria; Adinetida; Adinetidae.
AUGACGACUUCACCGAACCCAUUCUGGAACGACAAGAUGAAACAUUUAUUUUAUCUUUAUGAUGUGGACGGUGAUGGAUCGAUAACACCGAAAGAUUUCGAAAUUCUCGCGAACAAACUCUCGUCUCUUGUCGGACAGGAAGAUGAACAACGACGAGAAGACUAUGCUAAUGCACGAAAGACUCUCUGUCAAGAAAUCAUGAGAGCAGAUGCGAAUCAGGAUGGCAAAGUAACCUUAGAAGAAUGGCUCGAUUUCCAUAAACAUCUCGCCGAUGAACUGCAUAAACCUGAUACUAAUCCGGAAAUCUUAGAACAAUUAUCACAACGUAUUAAUACAACAUUUAAUAUGCUCGAUUUGAAUCAUGAUGGUUAUAUCGCACGGGACGAAUGGGUAAAAACAUGUCAAUUCUUUGGCGUUGAUCAAACAACAGCCGAGAAAUCCUUUCAGCAAUUAAGUAAAGAAGACAAAUUGGAAGAAGAUCGAGCAAAACACCUCUUUUUCGAAUAUCUUAAGUCGGAUGAUCCUAAUCAUAUAUCUAAUUGUUGUCUAUGUUUUCUUUAA